Triplophysa rosa is the source of this 3484-nucleotide messenger RNA. RefSeq names its product growth arrest-specific 2 like 3 (gene gas2l3). Gene Ontology annotation, molecular function: actin filament binding; microtubule binding; cytoskeletal adaptor activity. The record is from RefSeq and is a predicted model, not a curated record. Lineage: Eukaryota; Metazoa; Chordata; Actinopteri; Cypriniformes; Nemacheilidae. Gene Ontology annotation, biological process: actin crosslink formation. The coding region runs from base 251 to 2056 and encodes 601 amino acids. The transcript has 10 exons. Gene Ontology annotation, cellular component: actin filament.
GAAAAGCAGCACAAGCUUCAACUGAUGCGCGUCCACGCCACGCACAAACGCGCGCACGCCCCUGCAGCCACGGACCAAAACGUGGAUCUAACGCAAUCGAGUGAAGAGAGCCAUUUACUGACACACAGCAAAAACAUAAACUUUUGUCGCUGGAUUGUGUGUUGGGAUUUACUGUGUUGAGGUGUUCUGGUGUGUGAGGCUUACACCUGCACUGGUUUCACAGAAUGUGGAGGUGAAUUUCUGGUCACUGAUGAUGGCGGUUCAGGCCGGGCUGCAGGCUUGGUUUGGCGAGAAAUUUGAUGCCCCGUUACAGAGUCCUCGGUGCCCGCGGGCUGCUCGAGCGGGUCCCAGUCUGGCUGAUGUGCUCCAGUAUGACCAGUGGUUGGCCGUGCGGCAUGAAGCCACACUGGUGCCCAUGCAGGAGGAUCUUUCCAUAUGGCUGAGUGGCAUGCUUGGUGAGGAGGUGAGAGCCGACCGCUUCAUGGCGGAGCUGGAUAACGGCGUCAGACUGUGUCGUCUGGUUGGAAUUCUGCAGAGUAAAAUCCCACAGGACUCUGACAAAACACAGCAGCUUUCCUCCAAGAAAAUUCAGUUCAAGAAGAACGCCUCCCCUGGAUCGUUUUUCGCUCGCGACAACACUGCAAACUUUCUAUCCUGGUGUCGUCAUAUAGGAGUGGAUGAGGCGUAUUUGUUCGAGUCUGAGGGUUUGGUCCUGCAUAAAGACCCUCGACAGGUGUGUCUGUGUCUGCUGGAGAUCGGACGUAUCAUGUCCAGGUAUGGUGUGGAGCCUCCAGUUCUGGUUCAACUGGAGAAGGAGAUUGAACUGGAGGAGAGUAUGAUGUUGACCGAUGACGCAGCUCCAGUGAAAACAUUCACAGUGUGCUGUCAGCACGGAGCUCUGUAUCACGCUGAUCAUGUGGAACAAGACGACUCUCCCUGUAACUGCUCCCAGAAGUUCUCCAUCGAGUAUCUGUCUGAGGGACGAUACAGACUGGGAGACAAGAUCCUGUUCAUCAGGAUGCUCCAUGGGAAGCAUGUUAUGGUUCGUGUGGGUGGAGGUUGGGAUACUCUCAAAGGGUUUCUCCUAAAAUAUGACCCAGGCCGGGUGCUGCAGUUUACAACGCUGGAACAGAAGAUUCUAGCCUAUCAGAAAGGCCCGCCCGGUCCAGGCCCUGCCCUCAGCGCACAGACCGCUCAGCCUCCUGCUAUGGACCCCAUUGCCGCUGUCAAUCUCCUCCCAGAGUCCUCUUCUUCAUCUUCCUCUUCUACAUCAUCCAAACCCAACACGCCCGCUUCCGGACACGUGACGCCCCGUGGCUACGCCCAGUCGCCGGCCUCCACACCCUCCCUCCCCAGGAAGGCCGCAGCACCUAAGAAGACCCUUCGGAUGCCCACGCCUUCCCCCAAAACCACCCCUUUUCCUUCAAAUGUCCCGAAACGAAGCCCACUGCCACAAUCUCAAAAGGCCCCCACCCCGUCCUCCAAAAAAACCAAACUGCGACCGUGUGGAACUCCGUCUCAGCCCCGCAGUCCCGUCUGUCCCGAACCCAACUGCAAGCUGCCCAAACCAUCAGCCCCACUCUCAGCACACCGCUCACCGUGCACCCCUCUUCCCCAGAAACCAUCCCAGCGUGAUGCCCGUCCGCCUCCCGGACCCGCACGUUCACGCCUCGCCCAGAGGCGCCCCGCUUCCCCCGCAUCCAGCUUGCAGUUGGAUUCCAGGAAGGGCCGUCCUGUUUCUCCUCGUUUGGCUGGACCGACGCGGGCGCCAAAUGACCCCAAACAGAUGAUAUCAACACCCAGAGCUCCCAGUCCUCUCACAAAAUCCAAGAGUAAGUCGGUUACGCAGAACACAGGUGGCACGACACGAACUGUUCUGGCUAAAACGGCCCCCCACAGGAAACCUCUGAGCAGCAGUAACCCCCCAUCGGAGAGCCCCACGACAACCAGACCAGCACCUGCCGUCACGACCCGCAAACACACGACACGGACUAAACCCGGCAAACCCGAAGAGCCUUACUUUGAGAUGAACAACAAAAGGAGGCUGAAGAACUGAGAAUGCUGGGAUAUGUAGUCCGGUUGCUCUCUUUACUGCACUGAUGUGAUGGGUCUCGCUUUACAUAAAGAGACCUGAGUCAGGGCAGAUGAUGAAAUGAUGCUGUGAGGAAUACAAGUACAGUAUGUUCUGAAGUUGGCAAUACUUUAAAAAUACAUCUUCACCAAAAGACAUACUCUGAAUAACAUUCCUCGCACCAUUAUUUUAGUUUAUCAUCUACCCUGACUGAGGUCUACAACCGGUUAUGUUUCUUUGCGUAAAUCAAAGCUAUUAAGCCUUUAUUUGUGCCAUACUCAUGUCACCAGGACAUGCCUCAAUCAGGAAUGAAUAUGUACACACAGAUUUAUUUUUCUUUCCUUUGGCUACUAUAAUUGUCAUUAUUUUAGCUAAGAGGUCAGGAAGGUUUAAAAAGUCUCUUUAGAAACUCAUAUCAGGCAUUUCAUAUCCGUUCUGCUCUUGUAGGUCAAUCUGUUCUAGUUUAUCGGAUCUUAUUUGAUUCCUGAUUGGGUACAUACGUUUCUGGUCAUAGUGUUUAUUUUAUCACAGUUUAUGUACAUGUCUUCCUGACAGAAGGUUAGAAUGGCCAAGCAAUAAGUGUGUGUUGCUUCAACACGUGUCUUCAUGUAUGUGAGAACAGAAGCUCUUAUUUAAUAUUCCAGCACAGCUCUCUGCACUACAGUAACCAAAGUCAUUCCUGUUAUCAGACCCAAGAGCCUGACAACCUUUCUCGAACGGUAUGAUUUUACAGCAUAUUUUAACACAUUUUUAGAGUAUUUUGUGUAUGUGGGCCUUAAAUUUGUGUUUGUUGGAAAAUAUAUGUGUACGUGUAGUUUACUUCUCAAACACCCAUGAACAGGUUUAUAUGACAGAGGUUUCGUUCGACAGGCAUUGCAGUUUCAUUCUUACGCAUUUUGAAGUUGGUCAAGCAGCCAGCUGAUAUUAUAUAAAGUUCUACCUCCACACAAAUACUACUGAUUCAAUCAUGUCCAUAUAAACACACACACACACUGUCCAUGACAAACAAUGAAAUGGAUUUAUUUCCACUUUAUUCAAGAGUGAUCUAUAUAGAAAGGUAAUUAAUUAUAAGACAUAAUUUUAGAAUCAUAUAUAAGAAUCAUAAUUUUUAUGUGAGCGGGUUCAUUUUUUUCUGUCGUUUUAAUUGUUUGUUUCAGGCUCUGGUUGUGUGAGAGAAUUUCUUCCAGCACUUUAAGACAAUGUUUGUUUGAAUGUCGUUUUUUUGUUGUUGUUUGGUGUUUGUAUAUAUUCUCAUUGCAUUCUGUCAAUAAAGAUCUAUUCGGUGUAUAAUUUGUUGUGUUAGUAGCAUACUUACAAGUACAUCUCAAAAAAUUAGAAUAUCAAUAAAAAAGGAUAUUUUAAACAGAAAUGUCAGGCUUCUGAAGAGUAUGUUCACUUCUAUGCACUCAAUAU